Messenger RNA from Mercenaria mercenaria, 4980 nucleotides. RefSeq names its product vam6/Vps39-like protein. The record is from RefSeq and is a predicted model, not a curated record. Bases 93 to 2774 code for a protein of 893 amino acids. NCBI's taxonomy places the organism in Eukaryota, Metazoa, Mollusca, Bivalvia, Venerida, Veneridae. Gene Ontology annotation, cellular component: cytoplasm; membrane. Gene Ontology annotation, biological process: vesicle-mediated transport; endosomal vesicle fusion; autophagy. The transcript has 24 exons.
UUGAAAACAAAUUUGUAGUGAUCAUGUGAAAACGAAAACAACAUCAAAUUUAAUCAAAAUGCAGCAAUAACUGACCGGAUUCAGGACAAAAUAUGCAUGACGCUUUUGAAGCUGGUUCCAUAUUGGAAAAGCUCCCCUUGAAAAUAGAAUCGAUUGCCUGCUAUGAUGACAUACUGUUGGUUGGAACAAAAGAUGGUCCUUUGUUACAGUAUAAAGUGAAAAAGUACAAAGUUUCAGGCGAAACUAAGUAUGAAGUUGCCUUGGAAAGAUCCAACAAAACUUUUUCCAAAAAACCAAUUCAACAGUUAUAUGCUGUUCCAGAGUUGUUCUUGCUGAUAAGUUUAUCAGACAAUAUAGUAAGUGUACACGACCUUGCAACAUUCAGUUUAAUUACAACACUCACAAAGACAAAAGGUGCCACUUUGUUUGCUGCUGAUGUUCAGACAAUUGUAUCUCUCAGUGGAGAGAAGCAAGCAACAUUACAGAUAUGUGUGGCAACAAGACGGAAACUUCAGAUUAUGUUCUGGAAGAACAGAGAUUUUAUAGAUUUGGUGCCGGAGAUGAACAUGUAUGACAUUCCACGAGCAAUGGUUUGGUUCAAGGACAGACUGUGUGUUGGUUUCAAGAGAGAUUAUUUCAUUGUCAAAAUUGAGUCAGGAGAGUCAAAAGAGUUGUUUCCGCUUGGAAGCAAGCAGACAGAGCCUGUGAUAACGUACCUGAAGGAUGCUGGAUUUAUUGUCGGUCGUGAUGACAUGUCAAUAUUUAUAGACAAAGAGGGUCAGCCAGCCAAGAAACAUCCAGUGAAAUGGACAGACAUUCCAAUAGCCUCAGUGCAUGAGGCCCCAUAUAUAAUCUCAGUUCUACCAAAAUGUUUAGAAGUUCGUACGAUAGAUCCCCACCUUAUGAUACAGUCUAUAAGCCUGCAGAAUGCCAAGUGUAUAUGUCAGGGUAGUGGACAGACCUAUAUCGCAUCUAGCAACCAUGUCUGGAGAUUAACGGCAGUACCAACAGCUAAUCAGAUACGGCAGCUGAUCCAGAAUAAGGAGUUUGAGUUAGCAUUACAACUGGCAAACAUGACAGAGGAGCCUGAGAAUGAAAAACAACACAGAAUCAACCAAAUACAGACUUUAUAUGCUGUCAAUCUUUUCUGCAAACAAAAAUUUGAGGAAUCUAUGAAAUUGUUUGUAAAUCUUGACACAGAUCCAUCUCAUGUGAUAGGGUUAUAUCCAAACUUACUUCCAGCAGAGUUUAAAAAGAAGUUGGAGUACCCAGAAGCUUUACCAAACCUUGAAGGCAGUGAUUUAGAGAAGGGCUUACUGGCAUUGACUGAUUAUCUCAAUGAUAAAAAGAGAAUGUUGAAUAAAGUGUCCAAGGUGUCAAAAACUGCGAUUAAAGAAGGGAAUACCAGGGUUACAUCGAAAAAAAGCUUGGUCGUCAUUGAUCAACCUUUCUCAAAUUUCCCUACAGCAUUUAACUUUUCGCUUAUAACUACUGUUUUUGAACGACUAAGAGCUUGGGUUGCCUCGUUAUUGCGACUGAAGGACAACAAGGUACAUAUAGAGGAGGCGGAGAGAUCACUGAAGAAGAAAGAAAAGUUCAGUGAACUCAUUAUUCUGUAUGAACAGAAAGGAUUGCAUGAAAAAGCAUUGAAUUUAUUGAUGAAGCAAGCUGCUAGACCUAAAUCUCUACUGCAAGGCUGUGAUAGGACCGUGCAAUAUCUACAACAUUUAGGACCGGAUCAUAUAGAUUUAAUCUUUGAGUAUGCUGACUGGGUUAUUAAACAAUAUCCUGAAGAUGGACUAAAGAUAUUCACAGAAGAUCUUCCUGAAGUAGAGAGUCUGCCGAGACGUAAAGUCUUAGAUUAUCUGGAAAACCUCAGUAAAGGCAAAAAAGACUUGGCAAUUAAAUAUUUGGAGCAUGUGAUAUAUGACUGGAAUGAUACAUCUGAGGAAAUACACAGCAGGUUUGCUCAACUUCUCAGGGAGAAAGUACAGGCCUACAUGAAAGAAUAUAUACUCUCAUUACCAGAAGGCCACAUGCCAGUAACAAAGGCGGGUACAGAGCCUGCAGAGUUAGGGGAGUACAGAAAAAAACUGAUAGAUUUCUUAAACAAGUCCACAUACUAUAAACCAGAGGAACUGUUGCCUAGGUUUCCAAUGAAUGAAUUUUUUGAGGAGCGUGCAAUAUUGCUAGGACGGUUAGGGAGACACGAGGUAGCGUUGGCGUUGUAUGUGAUAAUUCUAAGAGAUGCUAAGUUAGCUGAAGAAUACUGUAUGAAAUAUUACAACAGGCAUAAACCAGGGGAUAAAGAUGUUUACUACUAUUUACUAAAAGUGUAUUUACAACCUCCUGAUUCUGUGUCCUUGGGCCUUGCAUCAUAUAAGGAUGGUCUCAAACCUGAACCCAAUUUACCAGCAGCCUUAAAAAUCAUGGAGCAACAUGCAGGAUGUAUAGACACCACUAGGGCAUUAGAGCUACUUCCUCCUGACACGAAGAUUCAAGAUAUUCUAGGGUUUAUGGAGAAUGUUCUAGAACUUAAAGCUUCCACAAAACAUCAAAACAGGGUGCUCAGAAACAUGCUUUUCUCAGAAACUUUACAUGUACAUGAGCAAAGAAUGUUUUAUCAGAAGGAGAAGGUUGUCAUAGAUGAUCUCAAAAGUUGUGCCGUCUGCAAGAAACGUAUUGGAAAUAGUUUCUUUGCAAGAUAUCCUGAUGGAGUUAUUGUACAUUAUGGAUGCUGUAAAGAUCCCAAAAUUCCACCAGGAGACCCCUGAUAAGUGAUGUGCUGUAAUCAUUCCAAUACAUACAAGUGCUUCAUCAAUAUAGUGCAAUGCAUAUUUUGUGAUAAAUCUGGCCGUGAAAUAGAUCAGGUUGUUUGUCAGAUUACUGCCAAACAAAACAUACCUCACAAUGCAAAUGGCUUCAGUAUAGACAUUUCGAGAUUUUGCUGUAUUUAAGUAAUUAUGGCACAGAUAUCUGGUAAUAGAUAUCAUUUAAAAUAAGUUUAAUGGGUUUUUAAAGGGUAGUACUGGUAUAUUGUAAACAGUAAACAUGUAAAGUAAAAAUGAAAAAUGCUAAUAAUGCGAGUGUGUGUUAUUAGAUAUUGUUGAUAUUUUGGCAUUUAAAAUAGCCAUCUCUGUAGAACUUAGCUGGCAUGUGGUUUAUACCAGCUCUUCCAAUUUUCAGCUAGCUUUGAUUAUGUAAUAUGUACAGCAUAUUGUAAUAAGAAAAGACUGAUAGAUGCUUCAGAAUAUUGGCCUGACAGACGCAUCAACAAAGUGUUGCAAAAUUAUAGUAUUAGAGUAUGAAAACAAUGAAAAGUGCCAAGAAAAGAUUAUGUAUAAGACAGUCAGAUAUAAAUAUUUGGCUGCUUGAAAAACUGAAGAGCUGUGCAUUUUCAUAUAUUUAUGCCUCCCACAUCACUAUUUGGUGGGAGACAUAUUGAUUUACUCCUGCCUGUCUGUCACAAAUCUUGUAUGCGCUUUAAGUUGUAUAUUUCUCAUGCGAUCUUUACCAAACUUGAACAAAAUGUGUUUGCUAAUAAGUCCUGGAGAAGAAAUGCCAAUCUAGAUGAUUAGGCAGUUGUGGGAGACAUGCGCUUUUCUGAAAAGCAGGUCUAGUUUAUAAUGUUUUACCAGUAGCGACAUGCUUAUGUGAAGGAAAAGUUACACCUGAGAAGUUGCGUGUUGAUGUAGAAUCUGGCAAAAAUGUGGCUGCAGAUAUAAAUCAAACACACUAUAAAUAGAUUAUUACUAAAUGAUUAUUUUACUUCAGCAAUAAAUGAACAAAUUUCUAGUCUACAUAUUUCCUUUGUCUCUCUAACACAAACUUACAGUCCUAUAUUUAUCCAUGUUCCGAGUCAGAAAUUAAAAAUGCUUAUUAUUUAUCAGUUCUACUUUUGGAGAAAAAACAACUUUUUUUAACAGUGUAUAUGAACUUUUCUCAUGUGGCUACAAAUGCUGCUGAAAUGUAGAGAACUGAAUAUUGGUAUUUGGUGCUAAGGUCUUUUCCCUUCAGUUGCUUCCUUUUAUAACAAAAGUCCAUAGCAGGUUCAUUCUCUUCCAUACUGUGUCAAAACUAUUUUAUACCCCAGCCAUGAUAAUGGCAGGGGUAUUUAGUGUUAACCCUGUCUGUGUGGUUGUGUCUUGGUGGAAUGGUUUCCAGCCGAGAACUUUAUCGUGCAUUGUGGGAUUUUGAAAUAAAUUUGCACAAAUGACCCCAGUAAUGGGACGAAGUGUUUACUGUAGAACAAUAUCACUAGAUCAAAGGUCAGUGUCAUGGUUGGCUACUCAAAGUGGUCUGUACAAUACUUGCUAUAUGAAUUAGUGCAUUUCAAAAUAUCUUGGUGGAAAUAAUCACUAUAACAAGGAUUUGUUGCAUUUAAGAAUUUCUCAACAGCUCAAAGGUUCAAUGUCAAAGCUCAAGACGUCUAUACUUUGUCCAUUUCUCUUAGUAAAUUAAAGACAUGACAGUAUUUUCAAUACAGCACAUAACAUUGUGGGGCUUUGUUGGAUCUUGAAACAUCAUAGCACAAAUGACUACCAUAUCAGGAUUGUCUUAAAGAUCCAUGUCAGAGGUCAAGGUCACAGGUAUUAGACUUGGUCCGUUUUCCUAGAACUUUGUAUUGCAUGUUUAGAUUUCAAAAGAACUUUGCACAAAUGUCCAUGUGUCGAAAACUACAACCAACGACAGUCUGAACCAUAUGACAGGUCAGUGGUCAAGGUGCAGAACUGAACUUUGCCAUUUCUCUUAAUAAUUUCGGUUAAUAUCCAACUGUUAAGGGUGCUAUCAUUCACAAUACAAACACUUCUAUCCAAAUAUUUCAUGUGGGGGCACUUGUGUCCUAUGGACACAUUUCUUGUUAUUUGCAUGCUAUGUAUUCUUUAUACAAGUUGGUAGAUUUGUUUUGGAUAAAUCAUGCUUUUUUGUUACAUGAAAUCUGAUAUUUAUAUAAAUUAAUUUGAAUAAAUAUGAAUUAUA